AUGGGAAGUGGAGUCUCGAGCCUCUCCUCUUGCUUCCGGCCGGUUCACCGGACCAACCACCACCACCCAGACCACAACGACGUCGUCUUCGCGGCCUCUGAGCCGUUGGACGAAACCCUAGGCCACUCUUUCUGCUACGUCCGCUCCUCAGCUCGCUUCCUCUCACCUACUCAGUCGGAUCGCUUCAUUUCCCCUUCCAACUCGCUCCGGUUCUCUCCCUCUCACGAGCCGGGCGCGAGGACCCGACCCGGCCUGCACGAGACCGGGUUCAAAGCCAUAUCUGGGGCUUCCGUGAGUGCUAAUAGCUCCACUCCCAGAACUGUCCUCCAGCUUGACAAUAUUUACGACGAUGCCACUGACAGUGUUCUCGGUGGUUUCGGAGGUGGAGUCCGGGGGAGCAUAGUCAAUGGUUUCGAGAGUACGUCGUCGUUUAGCGCCUUGCCUCUUCAGCCCGUGCCACGUGGCGGCGAGCGCGACCCCUCGGGCCCAAUGGAGCGGGCUGGGUUCUUCCUCUCCGGUCCAAUAGAGCGCGGCGCCCUCUCCGGUCCGCUCGACCCGAACCCGAACGCGCAUGGACCGGACGGCCAGGUUCACUUCUCGGCGCCGCUCGGUGGCCUUUACGUGAAAAAGAGGCGGAAGAAGGGCAUUUCGGGGAUUCGGAAGGCGUUGUACCGGAACUUCUCGGAGAAGAAGCAGCGGCCCUGGGUGGUUCCGGUGCUCAAUUUCGUUGGACGGAAGGAGGGCCCACCGCCGCCCGGGGACGAGGCGGAGCCCAAGAUUGAGACCAAUGUCCAGUGGGCUCUUGGAAAAGCGGGGGAGGAUCGCGUACAUGUGGUUGUAUCGGAAGAACAAGGUUGGUUGUUUGUUGGGAUUUACGAUGGGUUUAACGGACCUGAUGCGCCGGAAUUUUUGAUGGGCAAUCUCUACCGUGCAUUUUACAACGAGCUUCAGGGAUUGUUUUGGGAGGUUGAUGAAGAUGAUCAAGCCCCAGGAGCCGAAGAAGCCAAUAACACUAACCCACCAAAUGUAGCUACAGAGAGUGAAGUUGUUGUAGAUGUUAAAAUUGAUGGAAAUGAUUCGAAUUCGAACCCCUUGGCUGAAGCUGAUCGGACAAAGAGAGUGACCUUUCAAUCGGAGGGUAGGAGGCGGCGGCUUUGGGAAUUGCUAGCUGAGGCUGAGGCUGAAGACGGGCUUGACCUUUCGGGUUCUGAGAGGUUUGCUUUUUCUGUCGAUGACGCACUUACAGUGAGCAAUGAGGGUUCUGGUUCUGCAGUUAGUAGACGCUGGCUUUUGCUGUCAAAAUUGAAACAGGGAUUGUCCAAGCACAAAGAGGGUCAGGGUCAUGGUAGGAAGUUGUUUCCAUGGAGGUUUGGUUUGGAGGAUAAAGAGGAGGUUGAGGUUGAGAAUACAGUCGAGGAGAGGUCUGCUCCAACUGGUAGGAGGAGGAAGGAGGGUCCGGUGGAUCACGAAUUGGUAUUGAGUGCAUUGUCAAGGGCUUUACAAGUGACUGAGAAUGCUUAUUUGGAGAUGACUGAUAAGGUUCUUGAUACGAAUCCGGAACUUGCUUUGAUGGGGUCGUGUUUGUUGGUUGUGCUAAUGAGGGAUGAGGAUGUGUAUGUGAUGAAUUUAGGGGAUAGUCGGGCAAUUGUUGCUCAUUAUGAGCCUGAAGAAGGUGGUUCAAGCAUGGAAUCAAGAGGGCACAAGGAUAAUGGGUUGAGCGCUGAGGAUAUAACUGAGUCGUCCUCGGCUGUGGCCAAUGAGGCUCCUACUCAGGCAAUGAAAUUAACCGCACUGCAGCUGUCCACCGAUCACAGCACGAGCAUUGAAGAAGAAGUAAUAAGAAUCAAGAAUGAACACCCAGAUGACAAACAUUGUAUUGUCAAUGAUAGAGUGAAAGGUCGUCUUAAAGUUACCAGAGCAUUUGGGGCAGGAUUUCUGAAACAGCCCAAGUGGAAUGACACAUUGUUGGAAAUGUUUCGAAAUGAGUACAUUGGUACCACACCAUACAUAUCAUGUUUGCCUUCUCUCCGCCACCAUAGACUCUGUCCUAGUGAUCAGUUCUUAAUACUCUCGUCGGACGGUUUGUAUCAGUAUUUUAGCAAUCAGGAAGUAGUUUCUCAUGUGGAAAAUUUUAUGGAGAAGUUCCCAGAUGGAGACCCUGCACAACACCUGAUAGAGGAGCUUCUUUUCCGUGCUGCAAAGAAAGCUGGAAUGGAUUUCCAUGAAUUACUGGACAUCCCACAAGGAGACCGCAGGAAGUACCAUGACGAUGUCACCGUUAUGGUUAUAUCGCUUGAAGGAAGAAUUUGGAAGUCAUCAGGAAAGUACCUUUGA
Prunus armeniaca (apricot) is the source of this 2334-nucleotide messenger RNA. NCBI's taxonomy places the organism in Eukaryota, Viridiplantae, Streptophyta, Magnoliopsida, Rosales, Rosaceae. The record is from the annotation of a GenBank genome assembly.